Molecule: messenger RNA, 909 nt
Organism: Pichia membranifaciens NRRL Y-2026
Lineage: Eukaryota; Fungi; Ascomycota; Pichiomycetes; Pichiales; Pichiaceae
Exons: 1
Coding region: 1-909 (302 amino acids)
Biological process (GO): mitochondrial citrate transmembrane transport
Molecular function (GO): tricarboxylate secondary active transmembrane transporter activity
Source: RefSeq, a predicted model, not a curated record
AUGUCGAGCAACAACGGUAACGGGAGUGUGAAUGCACCACCAAAGAAACCAGAUCCAUUCAAAUCAUUCAUUGCCGGAGGACUUGCAGGUGCCGUGGAAGGUGUGGCAACUUAUCCAUUUGAGUUUGCCAAGACGAGACUCCAGUUGGUGGACAAGAGUUCCAAGAUGUCCAGAAACCCACUGGUGUUGAUUUACACGGUUGCCCGGACACAGGGUGUCAGCGCUUUGUACAUCGGGUGUCCUGCUUUUGUGGUCGGGAACACAGCCAAGGCCUCGGUGCGAUUCCUAGGGUUCGAUGCCAUCAAAAGGGUUCUUUCCGACAAGGACGGGAAGUUGUCUGGCCCCAGAGGAGUACUCGCCGGUUUGGGUGCCGGAUUGUUGGAGUCUGUGGUUGCAGUCACGCCUGCAGAAGCCAUUAAGACGGGUAAGAUUGACGACAAGCAGAGCUUGAAGCCAAGGUACCAAGACGGAGUUCGAGGAACAUUCCGGUUGAUCAAGGACUUAGGCAUGAAAGGCCUCUAUGCAGGUCUUCUCCCAGUGGCGAUGAGGCAGGGUGCAAACUCCGCUGUUCGUCUUGGAUCGUAUUCGAAGAUUAAGGGAGCCUUGCAGGACUGGAGUGACACGCCAAGAGACAAGCCAUUGAGCAGUGGUUUGACGUUCUUACUUGGUGCGUUUGCAGGGAUCGUCACGGUGUAUACGACCAUGCCUAUCGACACGGUGAAGACACGUAUGCAGUCUUUGGAUGCUAGCAAGCAGUAUACCAGCACGAUGAACUGCUUUGUCAAGAUUUUCAAGGACGAGGGGUUGAUGGCCUUCUGGAAAGGUGCAACCCCCAGACUGGGCCGUUUAAUUUUGAGUGGCGGUAUUGUGUUCACGAUUUACGAGAAAGUGUUGGAGGUUCUCGGUUGA